This is a messenger RNA of Pararge aegeria (speckled wood butterfly), 774 nucleotides long. RefSeq lists its product as uncharacterized. Lineage: Eukaryota; Metazoa; Arthropoda; Insecta; Lepidoptera; Nymphalidae. The record is from RefSeq and is a predicted model, not a curated record. The transcript is spliced from 6 exons. Bases 1 to 774 code for a protein of 257 amino acids.
AUGGACGGAAAUAUUGAAGUUGACGUUGAAGUGACGUCAGUAUCGCUGACGUCACUCUUUCUAAAACCAACUCUGAGGCUCUUGAGCCCCACCAACUUGGUCGGAAAAUUUACGCAAAGCGUUCGCCGUAUAGUUCAAGAUGUCAAAGACGAGGGCACUUCAAGUGGGCAGACAAAGGAAGAAGUGAUCGAAACCAAUGAAAGACUACGCAUGGUGAGAGUGAGAUUGGACGAAAACUACGAUACAGCGAAAAAAUCGCUUAUCACCCUCAUGGCACGCUAUAGCGAGUCUAAGGCAGAAAGAAAUGUGUUCACUCGAUACGCUUUGCUCAAAGCUAUGAUUAAGGAUGUCAUCCGCUUAGAAACCCAAUACUGGUCUUUAGUCGAAAUCCCUAAGCAAGAGAAAGCCGAGACAGUGCCAGCGUUCGUGCUUCGAGCUUGUGCUAUCAUGGAGAAGACACAGAAAUCCGGGGAAGGAGUCAAGACAUCAUCCAAGCUUGCCGAGGAAGCUGCUGAGAAACGGGAGCGGAUAGAAAGACUCAAUGAUAUGACAACAUCGCAAAUCGAAACGGAAAAUACUCAAAUGACAAAUGAUUUAUAUCGUCUGCUGAAGAAAUAUACUGGGUUGAGAAACCUUAUCCGGGAACUUAAGUCGGAAUACGUCAGUUCAAAGUUGUACCCGAUGUUCCCAAGAUACACAAUGCUGAAAGAUAUGAUUAAGGACAUCAUGCACGACCCUGAUUACAUGGAAGUCUGCCACGAGGUCGACCCUUAG